AUGAGUCCUGAUCCAAAGAAACCAAAACUUCAAAAAAAACUAAUCAUCAACGCGUUCAAUCCAGGUUCUGCUCAAAGAUGGAGAGUUGAUCAUGAUCAAUCAUCAAGAUUCACAAAUGAUGUUGAUGCAUGGAUUGAAUAUGCUCAGAAAGCUGAAGAAGGUAAAUUACAUGCUAUAUUCGUUGCUGAUCAUCUUGUAGCAUUUGAUGAAUUUGAAGGACCUCAUAAUUUUAAACAUCCUGCAAAAGCUGGUCUUUCAUUUCCAAGAAUUGAUCCUUCAUCAUGGGUACCUGCAGCAGCUGCCAAUACACAAAGUAUUGGGUUUGGUAUUACUUUUAGUACCGUGAGUGAACAUCCAUAUUUGUUUCAUAGACGUAUUGCUUCAUUAGAUCAUGUUACAAAAGGUAGAAUUGGUUGGAAUAUCGUUAGUUCAUAUUUGAAUAGUAUUGGUAGAAAUUUGUUGAAUGGUGAACCAUUCCCAGAACAUGAUGAAAGAUAUGUCAAGACUGAAGAAUAUUUAGAUGUUGUUUAUGGAUUAUUGUUAAGUAGUUGGAGAGAUGAUGCCUUGGUUAAAGAUGUUGAAAAUGCUACAUUUGUUAAUCCAGAUGCAGUUAGAGAGAUUAAUCAUGAAGGUAAAUAUUUUAAAGUUGCAGGUCCUGCUAUUGUGGAACCAUCAAGACAAAGAUUCCCAUUAAUCAUCCAAGCAGGUACAUCCAAGAAAGGUAAAGAGUUAGGGGCCGCUAAUGCAGAAGUUGUUUAUCUUGAUGAUCGUGAUAAACCUCAUUUGAAAGAAAAAAUUGAAGCAAUUAAAACCAUUGCAGUGGAAAAAUUUGGAAGAUCAAGAGAUUCAAUCAAAUUUUUAAUUGCAUCAAUUCCAAUCAUUGGUAAAACUCAUGAAGAUGCUGAACGUAAAUUGAAAGAAUUGACAGAAGCUGGUAUCCCACUUUCUGCAGAAAUUGGAUUUAGUGGUAUUUCAGGUAUUGAUUUAAGUAAAUUUGAAUUAGAUGAUGAAGUUCCAAUUGGACCAGCUAAUAAUAAUUUGAGAACAACAGUGGAAGGUAUAACAAGACAAAAAAAACCUGGUAAAGCAUUAACCAAGAGAGAAAUAAUUGAAAAUUAUAGAGCAAGAAGUGGAUCAUUAUUUGGUUCAUAUAUCGAAGUUGCAGAUGAAAUUGAAAGAUGGGUUAGAGAUUAUGAUAUUGAUGGAUUGAAUUUAGGAUCUCAUACUUUCCCACAAGGUAUUAAUGAUAUUGUUGAUUUGUUGAUUCCUGAAUUACAAAAAAGAGGAUUGUUCCAUUUGGAUUAUGAAGUUCCAGGUGGUACACUUAGAGAAAAUUUGAAUGGUGAGAAGGGUAAAACUUUCUUAUCAGAAGAUCAUCCAGCUUAUGGAUUAAGAUGGGAAGCUGGUGUGUCUCAAGAAGAUUUUGAGAAGAAACUUUCAGAAAUUAAAAAGAAGACAAAGGAAAUCAGAGAAUCUUUAUGA
Molecule: messenger RNA, 1482 nt
Organism: Hansenula ciferrii
Lineage: Eukaryota; Fungi; Ascomycota; Saccharomycetes; Phaffomycetales; Wickerhamomycetaceae
Product: putative monooxygenase
Exons: 1
Coding region: 1-1482 (493 amino acids)
Molecular function (GO): monooxygenase activity; oxidoreductase activity, acting on paired donors, with incorporation or reduction of molecular oxygen
Source: RefSeq, a predicted model, not a curated record